Messenger RNA from Andrographis paniculata, 2599 nucleotides. RefSeq names its product probable ubiquitin-conjugating enzyme E2 25. Gene Ontology annotation, molecular function: ubiquitin conjugating enzyme activity. The transcript is spliced from 9 exons. Lineage: Eukaryota; Viridiplantae; Streptophyta; Magnoliopsida; Lamiales; Acanthaceae. Bases 255 to 2399 code for a protein of 714 amino acids. The record is from RefSeq and is a predicted model, not a curated record.
UUUCAAAGCGCUUGUAGUUUUUCGAUGAUCCAGAGUACGGCGUUUCAUCUGGCGACGGCGCGAACCCAAGACCAAGAGCAGCAACCACACACUCGCUCGCCCACUCCGAAUCCUGUUGGGAAACGGAACCCUCGUAUGGUAAAUUCACACUGCCGAGGGAGUUGAUUGUGGGGAAAGCUUGAGAGAAGGCUCUCCAGCUUGAGUAGAAAUCUAUCCAGCCCUAAUUUGAGUCGAACGUCACUGCGAUCUAUCUCAUGGAGUCGCCGACGCCGGUUUCGCGAUACAUCGCGAGCUCAAAGAAAAGGGUUUUUCCCGCCGGAAGCUCUUCGUCGGCGUAUAAAGACGCUGAGGUGUUGGAAAUAUCGCCUCCGGCUAACCGAACAUCGAUGCCACCCAUGUCGUCCAAACAAAAAGAGGUUAUUCAUAAUGAAAUAAUAGAUGUUGACAUGGACGAUGACCCUGAAGAAAUUAUGUUGACUGAUGGUGAAUUUGAUCCAAGUGGCAAAGGCAAGGAAGUGUUGCACCAUACUUUCGCUGAAUUCAACAGUUUAUUAACUGGCGAAUCUGAUAGUAAUAUUCCGAUGCCAAAUUAUGGUGUUGCUGGCUUGCAUGAUUCAACCUACGUUGACGACUACAGCCCUGAUUUAUUCUAUGAAGAGGAUGAAUGGAUAGAUACCUAUUAUGAGGACAUACUGUUCGAUGAUUAUACUGUGCUAGAAUCACAGUUUGAUCAUAUGGAUAUUCCACCUGGAGUGGAGGCACCAUUCCCAUGGUUUCCAAGUUCACCUGGAAGUGAUUCCAAGGCAUUACCAAGCAGCGCUCCAAGUAGUACUGGCUCACUACUUCAUAUGGAUACUGCUGAUCAUGCUUCUAACCCAUACUGUCCUCAACCCUCAUUUCCUCUGAAACACAUCCAAAUAGGAAACCAAUCAACUCCACGGAUCAAAUCCGUCGGCAGUACUCAGUUGAAUGUUGACAGACAACAUGCAAAGGAGAAGCUGCUAACUUCUAUAUGGAAGGAGCAUAGUAUGGGUCUAAAGAAUCCACCUACUUCAAGUAGCACCUCCAAUUCCUUUUCACAAUACUCUAAGGCUCCGUUUCCUCAUAAGCAUGGCAAGGAUGUUUUGCAGAGUUUGUCAAAGAUUAAAAAGAAGUCUCGUGCAUUCCACCCUAUUUUGUACAAUCAGCCUCCACCCUAUGUGAGUAAUAUUAGCAGUCCCAAUAGCCAUCCUCCUUUGAGCAUUCCAACAACGGCACCUGGACAGGGAAAUUAUAUGCCUGUUUGGAAAGAUCCCCUAAAUAUGUUUGAACCUCUUCUGGGCUCUUCUGAAGUUUAUCCUGGUGGACAAUUCUCAAGCUGGACACCAGAUCCUGCCAUUGAUCAAAAGGGUGCACCUCCUAUGGAUACUUCACUGACCCUCACAGUAGAGCCAAGAAAUAUGGAUCAAAUUCUCCAGAACUUUGACUCUUUUAAGAAGUUUGAUACUGUUGAAGAUUAUGACGAUCACCACUUCUCUAAAAAUGGUUCUUCUGCGAAACUGGCUCCAAAAACUUGGGCCAAGAGAAUACAUGAAGAAUGGAAGAUUCUGCAAAAGGAUUUGCCUGACAAAAUUUUUGUGAGGGUCUAUGAAUCGAGGAUGGAUCUUUUAAGAGCUGUGAUAGUAGGGGCAGAUGGAACACCGUACCAUGAUGGCCUCUAUUUCUUUGAUGUCUUCUUUCCGACCAGUUAUCCCAAUAUCCCCCCUCAUGUCUAUUACCAUUCCGGUGGUCUCCGAAUCAAUCCUAACUUAUACAAUUGUGGAAAAGUGUGCCUCAGCCUUCUUAACACCUGGUCGGGUAGCCAAAAGGAGAAGUGGCUUCCUGGCACAUCAACUAUGCUACAAGUUUUGGUAUCCAUACAGGGGCUGAUUCUGAAUGCCCAACCCUACUUUAAUGAACCUGGGUAUGCGACUUUAAGUGGUUCUGCUAGAGGAGAAGAGCGAUCUUUUGACUACAAUGAAAAAACAUUUAUGCAUUCCCUGCAAACUAUGGUUUACAGCAUGAGAAGGCCUCCCAAGCAUUUUGAGGACUUUGUUAUCGGGCAUUUCUGCAAGAAUGCCCGUGACAUUCUGGUGUCGUGUAAGGCCUACUUGGAAGGGGCCCAGGUGGGCUGUCUUGUGAAAGGCAGUGACAUUCAAGAUGUGAAUGAAGGCGACAAGAGCUCCUCACACCGGUUCAGGAGCAAUUUGGCUCGGUUCAUCCCUGUUCUGGUAAAUACAUUCUCCCAGAUUGGAGCCCAGGGGUGUGAAGAAUUUCUUUCAUUGGCCUCGAAGGCAAAUGUGCCUGCUCCUGCUACUGCUCCUGCUCCUGCUCCUGCUAAUGCCUCCUGGGUAACCCCAAACUUUCCCUUAAAUUAUUGAUAGCACAAUUUUGUGACAUGUGAGGUAUGCGCACUCCUACUCUAGGGUAUUAUUAUUAUUAUUAUUAGUUGGCUUGGGAAUGCAUAAUCAUCGGUCAUAUUCAACAAUAAACAUGUGUAUAAGUGGAUAUGAUUCUAGGUGUGCAUUUUCCUCCUAAUUCUUGGUGAUAAUUGCAGAGACAAGUUAUGCUACUUUGUUCC